AUGGCUCAUAGUGGCUUGGGGAAUGGCUCAACUCCAAUUCUCCAACGUGUUGGGCUUGCCGGAGCUGCUGCUCGCUUUGCGCAACGCUCUUAUGCCGCCGAUUACAUCGCAUUGGGGUUUCUUGUAGCUGGCUGGGUCUUGGUCCAGUUUAUAGAUCCAUUCCAUCGCAUGUUCUCCCUGGACAAUAGGGCUAUUCAAUACCCAUUUGCGGUUCAUGAACGAGUUCCUGUUUUAUGGUCGGUCUUAUUCGCUGGCGUCGUCCCUUUCCUGAUUAUUCUCACUUGGUCGGCAAUGUGUCGUUCCGGGGUGCAAAAGACACAGGUGACGGUACUCGGGCUGCUGGUCGCCUUGAUGUUGACAUCGCUCCUCACGGAUAUUAUCAAGAAUGCGGUGGGAAGACCACGUCCAGACUUACUGUCUCGCUGCAAACCCUCGCGAGGCACACCCAACAAUGCGCUGGUCGCAUGGACCGUCUGCACAGAACCGAAUCAGCAUAUUUUACAAGAAGGAUGGAGGAGCUUCCCUAGUGGACACAGCAGCUUCUCUUUUGCUGGCCUUGGCUUCCUGUCCCUUUUCUUGUGUGGUCAAAUGCAUGUCUUUAGGCCACGCACCGAUCUUGGGCGUUGUCUGCUAGCAUUUGUCCCAUUGCUAUGUGCUCUGAUGGUUGCCAUCUCGCGAUUGGAUGACUAUCGACAUGAUGUCUACGAUGUCACAUGCGGAGGACUUCUGGGCAUGUUAAUAGCCUGGUUCUCCUACCGCCGUUACUACCCGCCUCUGCGGUCGGUCCUGUGCGAUAUUCCCUACGAUAAAUCGGACCUUGUUGGACAGGACGGCUUUACCAAGUUGGACGACGAGGAGCAGGCUUUGUCGCGGUCACGAACUUCACGUGCUGGCCCGUCUCGAGAGAGUUUCCAGCUUGAGGAUACGGAGCCAGCUCGAUGA
Molecule: messenger RNA, 942 nt
Organism: Penicillium nucicola
Lineage: Eukaryota; Fungi; Ascomycota; Eurotiomycetes; Eurotiales; Aspergillaceae
Product: phosphatase PAP2 family protein
Exons: 4
Coding region: 1-942 (313 amino acids)
Biological process (GO): phospholipid metabolic process
Molecular function (GO): phosphatidate phosphatase activity
Source: RefSeq, a predicted model, not a curated record